This is a messenger RNA of Cryptotermes secundus, 2596 nucleotides long. RefSeq names its product EGF domain-specific O-linked N-acetylglucosamine transferase (gene Eogt). The record is from RefSeq and is a predicted model, not a curated record. Bases 588 to 2024 code for a protein of 478 amino acids. NCBI's taxonomy places the organism in Eukaryota, Metazoa, Arthropoda, Insecta, Blattodea, Kalotermitidae. Gene Ontology annotation, cellular component: endoplasmic reticulum lumen. The transcript has 11 exons. Gene Ontology annotation, molecular function: protein N-acetylglucosaminyltransferase activity.
CGAUGAGACCGCAGAUGUUGGCAACAUUAGCCAUAAUUCUGUUUCCUGUCAUUCGAGUAAGGAUGCCUAUCAGUCUUGCAAGACCAGGAGUGCAAUGAUCACGAGGCAACAAGCAAUAGCACGACUAUUCGGAAAUAAGAAGUGAAGCUGUAAGCAACAGUGCCACAACAGGGACAUCACAUGACCCACGAUUAAAGGCUCCCACACACCAGAGCGAUCGCGGUGGCGGUGGCGAUAAAGUCUUCUCACACCAACAACGCGGAGGUAGCGAUCAGUUUGAAAAAUCGUGUAAGCACAACAUCGUAAACGAUGCAUCGAUUAUCUCGUCUGGAAGAAGCGUUACUUUUGGCAGCGGUAGUUGAUGACGAGGAGCAGCAGCAAGCAAGAAAGAAGCGCAAGAAAACGUAGAUUCACGACCUUAAUCUGCUUCGUGAACUUGACGAAGAAUUUCAUACUUUAUAUCGGCAAUUAGUUCCGCUACGGAAGUUGAGCGAUACGGACGUACACAGUGUGCUCUGCCAUCGCGAACAUAGUCAGUGCAACAGGGCGCGCGCCUCCAGACUAUCGACCAUCAACAAAUAGCAAACAUGCCUGUAGUUGAAUAUCAAGUUUCAUCUUUAACAAAACUUUAUCUGAGUCUAAUCAUUGUGAAUUAUCAGUGGAGUGUGGCAUAUAAUUUCACCGAGAUUAACCUACCUGAAGAACAUAUUCCGUACUACUUUAACAGUUACCCUGAAGUAGCUGAGAAAUGUAAAUUAGAUUCAGCAUGUCCAUAUAAAGAUCAGCUUAAUCAAAAAGCUUGUUGGGGUUAUGAACAAGGAUGUAAACUCCAAGAUUCAUAUUCCAUGCCCUCAUGUCCUGGAGAUCAUAAGGGUUGGGUUAAAACAAAACUAGAUCAGCUUAAAACUUUCUAUACUCAGGGAGGUUUUGGCUAUGUACAGGAGCAGCGGCAAGAAAUGAUGGUCAUGUGUGAACCAACGUUUAUGGAAGAUUCUUCUCUUGAAUGUACAAAACAUCUUCGAUUUUGUAGAGGCCGAAACCUCAUGUUAAACUUUACAGAUUUAUCUUCACGCAAAGAACAGUUGCGGUAUAAGAUGGAUGUUCUAAAAGAAGGUCAAAUUGGAGGUUACUGUCGGCUACAUAAAUCCAGGUUAGAAAAUGAAUGUGAUCAGAUUAGCCCAUUGCAAUCAUGGGGACCAGAGUUGCGUUAUUUUACUGAACUACAAAGGCGGCCAAUUAUGGAGAAAGACUGUGAUAUUACAAUAGAGAAACCUACUUUUAUAUUAAAAAUUGAUGCAACAGUCAACAUGUACCAUCAUUUCUGUGAUUUUUUUAAUUUAUAUACAUCACUGCAUGUCAACUCUUCACAUCCAAGCACUUUUUCAACUGAUGUUCACAUCUUAAUAUGGGAAACUUACACGUACCAGUCCAGUUUUAGAGCAGUGUGGGAAGCUUUUACGUCACAUCCCAUAUGGGACCUUAAGACAUUCCGCGGAGAAACUGUGUGCUUCAAGAACCUUGUUUUUCCACUACUGCCCAGGAUGAUUUUUGGCCUUUAUUAUAACACGCCUAUUAUCUGGGGAUGUGAGAAGAGUGGCCUCUUCCAUGCAUUCUCAAAACAUAUCCUGCAUCGAUUAAGAAUACCUGUACAUAAGCGUUCAGAUAGAAAAAUCCAUGUUACAUUACUGUCCCGAGAUACCGCGUACAGGAGAAUUUUAAAUGAAAAGGAACUUAUUGAAGGGUUACAGAAGAAUCCUGAUUAUGUUGUAAAAAGGGUUGUCUACAACAGGGAUAUGGACUUCAAGAAACAGUUAGAAAGUACAUAUAACACUGAUAUUUUCAUUGGAAUUCAUGGAGCUGGCCUAUCCCAUUUGAUGUUCUUACCAGAUUGGGCUGUGCUAUUUGAAUUAUAUAACUGUGAAGAUGAAAAUUGUUACUUAGACUUGGCCAGACUGAGGGGAGUAAAAUAUGUCACUUGGCAAGAUAAAAGUAAACUUAUACAAGAAGAUGAGGUGAGAAAAUAAAGUAUGACAAAACCUGCUUAAAACAAUCCCUGAAAGAAAUUUGUUUUAAAUGUAAUAUUUUGAUGCUAAGGAUGUCCGAGAUUAUUAACUUUUACUGUUAUGGGAAGAUCCUUCUGUAUAUAUCAAGAUGUAAAUGCUGUAGUACAAAUGUGUCUGUUCAAUUAUGUAAAUUGAACAUCUGUAAACUGUAAAAUUGUUGUGCGGUUAUGCUUAAAACAACAUGCGAAAAAUUAUUGCCCUACCCCCAUUCAUAUUCCUUCACAUGUAAGGGAUUUUCUUAUGUGUUAUUGAAAUGGCAUACAAAAAAGAACCAUAACUAAUGAAUGAGAGCAAAAUAUAUCCUGGGUAAACAGUCGUUUGACAGCUGUGAAUAUUUUAAAACUUAUAUAUUGGCAAGGCAUUGAAUCGCUUGAAAACAUUUCCAAAGCAGUGAUGGUUAGAGCUUCGUUACAAUUAUGGCCAUACUCAACAGCCAUUUCACCCAUUUGGUAUGCUUUUAAGCUAUGAUUAUGCUUUUGAAGUAUCAAUCAAUCAGUUUAUUUGUUCUGAGAAUCCAUAUUUUGAGAUGCAAC